GCCGCCGCGGUGCAGGCCGGGAGCCGUCGCUCUGGCCACCGGCGUAAACAGGGCGGCAUGAGCGGGCCCGGCUCGGCUGCCCCCGGCACCCCCCGGCCCGGCUGCGCCUGCUGCCAGGGGCUCGGCGGCCUCCUGGAGAGUCUCCGCCGCAGUGAAGCCAAAAGGCUGGAAUUAGAAAGAAAACUGAUGGAAUACAUAAGGUCUGAUGCAUACCUAAUGAAAGUAAAAUACAUGAAGCUGAAAAAAUACUUGAAAGAAAUAGAUGAACGACAAAAAGGAGCUCUUCUGCGAAACCGGACCUUUUUAAAGGAAUUCGACCAAUUUGAAGCUCAUAUGAAGACUUCAAGUUCAGAGAUGAUUCGGAAGAUGGAAGCAUGGUAUGGAACAGAAAUUAAAAGUGUGUUAUCCCUUCAAGAGGGUAACUUGUCAGCAGAAGGUGACAAGGAAGAAGAAUACAACAAGCAGAUGCUGUGUGUUGGAAGACGGGCAGGAAUUAGCACCAAGACAGCCAUGCCAAGAGGACUGUAUCAUCCAGCAACAGUCUUUAUGGGUUGCCACACAUCAGCUGUCUCAGCUGCUGCAGGUUUGGGCAUGUGGCAGAAGCCCUCCCAGCCCACAGAGAGCUGCUUGGUGCCCGACUGGCCUUCGUGCUCUCCAUCAUUUGAAGGACUUGGUCCAGAGAGCAGAAGCGUUGAUUUAGAGUGUGAUGCAUUAGUGGAGGGAGCAGAGACACGUGGAGACCUUGCCACCAGUGAGGAAGGCUCCGAGCAGCUCAUCUCCUCAGCAUCUGAUCCCAAACCUGAGGAGGAAUGGCUGCAGGGAAGCAUCCCAGGACCAAAGCCUCGCCUGGGUAACUGGUGGACUUUUAAGGAGGCAAACCGGGAGAGCAGCGUUGAGCUCCCCGUCCCCAUGAGCGCUGAGGAGGUGAUGCUGAGCGCUCCCAGCGUGCCACAGGGGACGGCCUUGCCAGGGGCCAGUGGGGAGCAGGGUAGUGAUGCCAGUACUGCAGAGGGCUCCCUGCUGCAAUCACCAGACCCUCCUGCAGUGCAGAAGGAGCCCUCAGUCAGCUCAGCACCAGACGGGCACGGCGGGAUGCUGGCGGGACUCUCCUGUGCGCUGCAGUUGAUAGAAGACGUGGUGGUGAGGACGAGACCCCAGCACCGGGCGCUGUACCAGGGCGAGCACGUGGGGACGAUGGGGACGGCAGAGCUGCUCAGCUUUUGUAAUCGGGCCAGCAGCCUGAAAGAAGACGACCUUGAAGAAUGCGAAGCAGUUGUCCUUCAUCAGCUUCGGGCUUUAUUACAGAGUGCGCUGAGUGGAUGCCUCGUACCUGAGAAUACACUUGAUGCUAAAGGUAGAGCGGUGGAUGAAAAGCAAACCAGGCCAGACCAGCAGAGGUAUGUGGACAUGCUGCGGACUUCCUUAAGCAACCAUGCCUUGUUCUUGAAAAAGCACCAGGUUCAGCUCACCGAAGAAGUGGUGGAGAUGUUUGGAAGCCUGCUGGUUUCUGACAAGAAGUCGCAGGACAACCAGGCUCUACCGGUGUUGAGAGAAGUCCUUCCAGAAGAGUGUGGAGAUAGGUCAUCUAUUCAGAGUAAUGAAUCAUCUUACAGCUUGCCAUUGAUACCAAACGACGGUGGGGAAAUAAAGCAGGCAAAAUACGCUACCCAGCUCGCCAGCACAGGAGAACAAGAAGUCACAAGCUGGUGUGAAGAUGAGAGCAAGGAAGAAAGCGCGGUCGAAAAGAUUCCUAUUACAGGUUGGGAUAGUGGCGAUAACAGUUCCAAAGCAAAAGCAAGCCAAGAAAUGCAUUUGGAAACUAGUUCUUCAUCGAAUGAAAGAAGUCCUCCCUUCCCAAGGACUGAAACCAGGAAGGGAAUGGUAACUGCUAUAAAAUCCAAAGCUUUCUGGGGCGAAUCUGAUGACAGCAGCUCCGAGAUAGAGGCUGCUUUGCGCCCACAAACUCACAGCACAGAAGCAGACGAAUUUGAUGACUUCUAUGAUUAAGAUUCCCCAGCUCGCUUUUGGGAAGAAAUAAACAGUAUCAUCUUGUACAUAUUGAGAGUGCCACUGCCUAAAGUGCAGCUCAUCACUUUAUAGUCAAAGAAAAUUUAAAUACAAAAUAAAUAUUACUUGGU
This is a messenger RNA of Chroicocephalus ridibundus (black-headed gull), 2138 nucleotides long. It is a transcript of the gene KIZ, whose product is annotated as kizuna centrosomal protein. The transcript is spliced from 14 exons. NCBI's taxonomy places the organism in Eukaryota, Metazoa, Chordata, Aves, Charadriiformes, Laridae. Gene Ontology annotation, biological process: spindle organization. The record is from RefSeq and is a predicted model, not a curated record. Bases 58 to 2007 code for a protein of 649 amino acids. Gene Ontology annotation, cellular component: centrosome.